Messenger RNA from Chelonia mydas (Green sea turtle), 12090 nucleotides. RefSeq names its product neurturin (gene NRTN). The record is from RefSeq and is a predicted model, not a curated record. The transcript has 3 exons. Gene Ontology annotation, molecular function: receptor tyrosine kinase binding; growth factor activity; glial cell-derived neurotrophic factor receptor binding. Lineage: Eukaryota; Metazoa; Chordata; Testudines; Cheloniidae. The coding region runs from base 961 to 1617 and encodes 218 amino acids.
UCGCUGUACCUUUCCCCAGCGCGCUCCCCCUCCUCCGUGCCCAGCGCAGCCACCGCACUUGGAGGGUCCUGCUCGGGGCGCAGAAGGGCAGGCGGGGGGUGCGGGGCAGAGGCUGCGGGGUCCGCCAGGGACUGAGCCGGGCCAGGAGGAUCUGCCCGCAGGAGGAACUGGAUCUGGAAGUGGGAGCCCAAGGAGGAGGCGCUCGGGGAUCGCCCGCCGCUGUUGGGCUCCGGAGGGGAAUUAGCCGGGGGGAGGGUAGGGCAGCUGCCCCGCUCCUAGGCAAGGAGGCGCCUGCGAAAUCCGGGCAGAGCUAACCAGAUCCCUGGGGCAUCAACCCCCGCGUCCAGGGGGCGAGGGGUCGGAGCGGCUGCCUGCGCUCGCCUCCCCCUGGGAGCCCUUCUGCCCAGCGGCCGCGGGGCUGGAGAGGGGUGGGUUGGAUUUGCAGGGCAGCCAAGGGCACCGGAGAGCCGCCUGCCACCCUCUGGGUCUCCGCCUGGGCGGGGAGGGAGAGGCAGCCGGCUCCCAGCCACGUGCGAGGUGUUUGGGGUGCAGGACUCCGGGGGCCCCUCUCCCAGCCAGCCCGACCCUAGUCCGGGGAGGCGGGCGCCGGUCCCUGCCCCUGGCGGGCGGCUGCGAUGCUCCUGACGCCUCUUGGAUACUUGGAGCCCGGACGGGGCCGCGAUGGGACUUCCCGGUGAGGAUGCGCUGGACCCGAGCAGGAGGCCAGCCGGAGCCUGCCCGCUGCUCCAGCCUGGCGUGAGGAGUUAAUCGGCCGUGUGGGGACUGGUCCUUGCGCUGCCUGGCUCCUUCGAUGGAGGGCGUGGACCCGGGGGACUUGACCCUGCUCUUCAUGGCUCGGGAGCGGAGAGAUUUCUCUCCCUCGGGACCCAGCAGGAGACGCAAUUGAGGAGUCUGGACUGGCCGGGCUUAAAGAGUUUCAAUGUUCUGACUUGGUCUAAGAUGAAGGUAUGGAAGUUUGCAGCCAUUGCCUCGAUGCUCCUCAGUUCCAUGUUGUCCAUUUUAGUUUGUAGAGACAUGCUCAACAGAAGCCGGAAAUACAGCCCCUUCCCUUCCUCGCCGUCAAGGUCAGCCUCCUCUUCUGCCUUGCCUGUAGGUCAGCGGAGAUCCCCGCGAGCCCUGGAGCGCCGUGACCCGCUGAUCUCUCAAUACAGUACCUUGUUCGAAAGCUACACGGAGGGUGAAAUCCGGCAGCUGAUCUCCACGCUGGUCGAGAGGUACAGCCAGUCCAUGAACUCCGGGGGGCAUGAGCUGCCGCUCUUCCCCAAGCCUGGGACCCGCAUGAAGCGAGCCCGGGCCCGCCACAAACCCUGUGCCCUGAAGGAGCUGGAGGUGAGCGUCAGCGAGCUGGGCCUGGGCUACGAGUCAGACGAGAUCGUGCUGUUCCGUUACUGCAGUGGUACGUGCGAGACAGCCGUCAGGAACUACGACCUCUCCCUGAAGAACAUGAGGCUCAAGAAGAAGAUCAGAAAGGAGAAGGUGAGAGCCCGGCCUUGCUGCAGGCCUCUCGCGUACGACGACGACGUCUCCUUCCUGGACACUUACAACCGCUACUACACCGUCAACGAGCUGUCGGCCAAGGAAUGUGGCUGCGUGUGAAGUGGGGAAAGGGAACCUGGGAAGGCUGAUGUCUGGAAGGCAGCGCCCAAAAGCCAAGAGGGCGAGGGCCUAAAGGGACAUUGCUGCGUUCCGAGAGUGAAGGGAACUAAGAGGGGACCCAGGCUCCGAGAGAGUCAAGAAGGCAACUGUUUCCAAAUCUACCUCAGUCCUGUGGUUGGACUCUAGGGGCAACAGGGAAACUCUUGAUGCCGGGUUGUGUUUUGAGAGAAAUCGAGGGGCCUUUCGACACUUCGACAGGAGCCUCCGCGCUCCCCCCGCCAGCCCGGUGCCCCUGAGUGUUGGGAUGCUCUAAGAAGGAGGAGCUGGGGAAUGGAGAGGUAGGAGGAAACACCUGCUGAUUUCCUCAGGGAUGCCGGCAUCAGUCUCACCACCAGCCUGGCAUCCACGUGGGCUUUUAUUUUAUUGCUCUCACGAAGGGGUUUAGCAGGAAAGCUUUGCUGGCCAAGUAUUUUGAGUCCAAAAGGUGCCAGUCGCCCUUGUCUUUGGAUGCAUUUGGGCGGCCAGCUCCGGAACUGCGAUCCAGUCGGAAAGGCAGAGUCAGAUUGGCAUUCCUAGUCCUACGAAAACUGAGGCCUCUUCUCAGAGGCUCCCCUCCGAGACGGAUUGCGGCCUAAAGAGAAUUGCACCAGGGCAUGGAGUUCAUGUGGAUGGAACCUUUUUGGAUGCAGAUAAAUGACUGAGCGGUCAAGAAAUAUUCUUUUAUAUCCUAAGAUCAUAUCUUACCCUUAUUUUAUUGUAGACAUGCAGUAUAUUCAUGCUCUGUAAAUAUACAGGAAUAUAUAUAUAUAGAGAGAGAGAGAUAAUUAUUGGUGGCAAUCGCAGAAUACUAUCAUUCCUUCACAGCCAUUCUGCCAACUUUCUAGUGAGGUCAAUGGACAACUAUUGGAUGCUUCCCUGGGCCAGGAUAGUGAUCUUAACAAACUCUCCAGUUGGUGGUUUUAACCAGAGAGAGGGGGAGGAAGAGGAUUGGCGUGGGAACAUGGGGCUGAUGAGAAUUUCAAAGCUGCCUUAAUUUUUUAAUAGGAACUGGGUGUUCUGAUCUCCUAGGCAGCCUUGAACAUCUCAACUUUACGCGUCCGUCAUAUUGACAUUCAGGAUGCGGCAUUGAGGCAGUCAGGAAAUGUGAUGGUUGAGAAAGAAGCCAUAAUUUCCCAUGUUUCUACUGCUUUGAGCACCUCCUUUGCUUUCCAUCUGGCAGGCCUUCUAGCUUGCUGAAAUAAACCACCGUGCCCCUCCUGGGACUAGCUUUGCAGGGACACGGCAAUAGAGUUACUGGUGCCCGUGCUCCAGCUCUACACUACAAACUUGCAGCUAUCGUGCUUCCGGUGAAGACGCUCUCAGCGGACGACAGAGAGCUCUCCUGCCGGCUUAAUAAUUCCACCACCGCGAGAGGUGGCAGCCAUCCCUGUCUACACGGGGGGUUGUCAGUAUAACCACGUUGCUCAGGACUGUGGAUUUUUCACAUCCCUGAGUGGUGACGUUGUACCGAAGUAAGCGUGUAGAGUAGACCUGGCCUAAGACCUGGGUUUGCAAAGGAGUCUCAGGGCAUGGCUAUACUUGCAGUUGUAGAGGGCUGGGAGCAAAACCCGCCUUCAGAGAGUGCAGCAGGAAAAACGCUGCCGAGUGUUUACACUCUCAGGUGGAAGCGCACUGGCAUGGCCACAUUAGCAACUCUUGCAACUCCACAGAGAGCAGUGCAUUGUGGAAGCUAUCCCAGCAUGCAAGUGGCUGCAACAUGCUUUUCAAAUGGGGGGGUGGAGUGUGACAGGGAGUGUUUUGUGUGUAUGUGGGGGGGGAGAGAGUGGGUUUUGAGGGGGCUGAGAGCAUGUUAGCAUGCUGUCUUGUAAGUUCAGACAGCAGCAGACCUCCCACCCCCCGCCUCUCUCUCACUCGCUCAAAGCAAGCAGCAUUCCUCAGUAAUGGUUCCUUUGUCCCAGAGCAGAUAAGCAGCCGGCUGUCAGAAACGGAGCUUUGAAAGGGCAUAUCCGCAUUCCUACAGCGAGUUCAAAACAAUGACAAAAGUGGCCACUUGACUUAAGGGGAUUAUGGGACGGUCAAUCAGAGCGCAGUAAUUCAACACCUCCUUCACGCUGGCACCAUGGCGCUCCAGUGGGGGCGCAGCAAACGUUAUUCCACGCGCCGAGGUGGAGUACCAGCAGCGCUGUAGCCGCGGAGUCAGAGCGCUCUAUGUGCCUUGCCAGUGCGGACGGGAAGUGAGCUAGGGCGUCCAGGGCUCCUUUAUUGCUCUGUAACUCGCAAGUGUAGCCAAGCCCUUUGGCCUUGUCUACACUUCAAGGUCAUAUCGCUUUAACUACACCAGUGUAAUUAAAAUGGUCCAACUUCCCUAGUGUGGACACGCUUAUACUGGUAUAAAGGUGCUUAUAUUAGUAUAGGGAAGGAGAAUAAACUAUAAAGCAGCUUUUAUACUAGCAUAACUGUGUCCACACUAGGAGCUGUACUGGUGUAACUAAACUGGUCAAAAAUCACACUCCUAACCCAAAUAAUUAUACCAGUACAAAAUCUGUGUAUAGGCCACGCCUAGGGGAGUUAGGCACCCAAAUUCCAUGGAGUUUCGUGCAAUGGGGAUGAUUAGCCAGUAAGGCUGAGAGUGUUGACGCUGCCUUGGGGCUUCCCGUUCAUUUUGAAUGGGAUUUGGGCAUCGAACGCCAAAUAUCAGCCUCGGACUCCGCUUUCUCAGAGACCGGGGUGGCUGUUGAGCCCAGCCUUCCACUUGGCUCUGCAAAAAAUGGGGGCAGGAGGGCACUGCUCCAGCCUGGGCAGUCCUUUGAAAGGAAAAAGAGUUCCCUGGCAUUCAAACACAACUUUACCUCAAAUGGGACUUUUUAAUGGACAAACGUUUGGUGUUUUCCCUCCCUUAGGGCCUGAUCCAAUUCCCACUGAGAUCAGCAGAAAGCCCUCCCCAUCUCACCAGAGCUGGUGUAGGCCUUCACAUCCAUUCUAAUCACCUCUUGUUUGGCCACUCAUUGGAACAAGCUCUUUCCCACCUUCCUUCUCAUCCGCUUUUUGUCUUAAGGCUCAUGCCAACCUACAGUAACUGGAUCAAGUCUCCAUUUCCUCCACCGUCGCUGGUGUCAGGUGACCGGCUCACCCGACCAGGUUGUCCUCAGUGCACCUGGUAAAAUGAUUUAGAAACACUCUAGAGUAGGAGAGAUGGGUGUUGCCAUAGGAUGGCGUUUUAGUCUGAGGGCUAGGGACGCAUUGGGUUGUGAUACAGCGGAAAACCAGCGCGAUAAAAUUAGGAUACAUAUCAGCAAUAACAUCCUAGCUGGAGCUGUAAUAGAAGGUCAAUGGCAGAUCAAAAAGGCUGGAUCCCAAUCCAGAAGCAUUGAAAUCAUCAGGUCCAUCGGGAGCUGCAUCUAGGGUUGCCAGCUUCAUAAUAUUUAAAAACCGGACCCUCCAGCAGGAGUGCCAGCACCUCCCCUGCCCUGUCUGCAGUUGCCCAACACAGGUAGGAGGUGGCCCCGGCUGAGUAGGGGCUGGAGCGGGUGAUGACUCGGCUCGUCCCUGCCUCCCGCGCCCACAGUAACUGGAUUUUGGGUGUCUGGUCAGUAGAUCUGACUGAGCACUGUCAUGUCCCCUUUUCGACUGGACUUUCCAGUCGAAAACCAGGCACCUGGCCACCCUAGAGCUUGCACCUCUGCAGAUAAGAUGGGGCUAAAAUCCACAGGAGUCUUAAGAACCCAACUUACAGUGGCCUUUGAAUGCAACAAGUGAUUCCCAUUCACUUCAGUAGGGUAGAGUAGCUUGUAUCAUGGGUGAGAGAAGAACCAGACCCUUUCUGUCUAUGGUUAGCGUUUACAGCCUUGUCAGUGUUGUUUACUAUGUGGGGAAAUAAAUGAGACUACAGACUUUUGCAGUCUCUGAACAGGCUAUAUUUGUCGCGUGGAGUAGCUGGUUUUCUCGUCUUGGCUCCUUUCCCAACUAAUGCAAAUGAUAAACAGAAGGAGAAUAUUGGUGUCAUGUACUGGGCAUGCACCAAGACAAUGGAAAGCUAACAGGCCUGGAAUUCUUUGAUUGUUAUUGACUUCCCUCUCUUUUGCCCAACCGUGGGCCAGACUCUGAUCCCAGAUACAACCGAUAUAAAUCGGAAGACACUCCACAUUGGAGUAGCAGAGAUCAGAAUCUGGCCCGCUUGUUUCUUUUUCACAGCAGUCAGGUAAAAUGUGUUUCUUCCUUCCUGUUCGCAUAGAUAAUUAGCAGCUUCGGCUGGGAUUUGCAAAGGAGCCAAAGGGAGUUAGGCACCCAAUUCCAAACAAAUGUCAAGGGGGAAUUGGGAGCCUGACUUUGAAAAUCCCAGCCCAUAAUGUGAAUGGGAACGAAAAUACUUCUUGUGUGUCUCUUCUGCGAGACACAAAAAAUGUAACAUGGAGAGUAAAUAGCAUAGAUUUCUGACCCCUGCCAAAGGUCAGGCUUUUUUGCGUUGGAUCUAAAAGCUGCUCUUAGCUGAACGGAGCCAAGAUGUAUCAAAGCAAUAUAAACAUCAUCAUUCAGCAGGCUUUGCCUCACUUGCACCCUGCUCCCAUAUAAAAGGGCUGCUGGGCUCUGAAACCCUAAUCUUUACCCUCACUUUUGAAAGAGGAGCCCAGCUGUAGAAACUGGCCGGAGGAGAGGGGAAUAAAGUCCACCUGUUGGAUUUGUCGACACAUGUAAAACCGCCGGUCAGUUUGCAAAAAGGCAGCUGUUUGCCACAAUGCUUUGCUCCUACCGGGUUGACACAUAUCCAGCUUUACAGCCCAUGUCUAAAGCCCUAAUGGGGAUGCGAACACCGUGCACUGUAAAGUCUCUUCAGCAGCAGGCUCGGCUAACCCAAGCUCCCGCUAGUUCAGAAGUGGCAAAAGCCAGCGUGCAUAUUUUCUAAAAAACAAUACAGUGAAUGUAGCAGAAGAAGUUCCACCUCCUAGUGCAGGCUGUGCACGAGAAUUCAGCCUGAGGCUAUGUGGUGGAAAUCCCCUCUUUGGGCUUAUUCUACAGUCACUUACACCAUUUUUUACUCCCCCGCAAGUCUGUUGUUUAGUGGGGUUGCUGCUGAUUUGCACUGUGGUCCAUGAGAGGCGAAUUGGUCCCUUUAAUCCAUUCCACCUGUGUCUCGGGCCUUUGCUUUUCAUUUUAUUUGAUGUGCCAAAUUCUGUGAUGUCUUAUGCCAGCCCCGGCAAGCCCUGAUGCAACUCCAAGGAGCUAAGAUUCUCCACUCACAGGAGCAACUGUGUUAAAGUCAGAGGAGUUGCAUCAGUGUGAAAUUGGUGUUAGUGACUGGAGAAUCCAGUUUACAGGCUUCCUGGAGAUUGCCCGAGGUAUAAAUCAGAUCAGAAUGUCACCCAGGUGCUAGGAAAAUCAAAGACACGUGUGAUUUUUAUGACCGUUCACUGUAGACAAGUGUGAUGAAGAUUAGCACUUUGCCAGAAUCAGCGUAGGGUGAUAUUUACGUCUGGGGGAAACCUGGGAUGCUAGCAUCGGUCAAGAGAUUCCAUGUGUACGUAAACUGAAUGUCACUUUUGGAGACAAGAAACCAGAUGGGGUGGACCACUGGAGCGUAGCACUUUGAUAAUCCCUGUGGUCCGUGGCAGAGCCCUAGAGAAGAUCAGUGCUAAUUUCUUCCUGGUUUUCAUUUCCUUUAGGCAUGCAGAAAAAUUAUGAUGGACGAAUUGAUGCAAUGUGAGAAGUGGCCAUAGUGUUUGGGAGCGGUCGUUCAAGACCCGAAUAGCUCUUUGUUUUCCUUUGCUCUUAUCCCCCUGCUGUUACAUCUGCUAGUCCUGGUUAUUGGUAGGAACAAGGGUUUGGUUGGGGAAUAUCUCUUCUUCAUGCACCACCCUGCAUUCGCUUGUGAACAAUGGGGGUUUUCCCAUGGAGUCAGUGGGUGCUCGAUUGGGUCUGCAAUCUGCUAUUACAGAGCUAAGUAUUGUGAAAGGUAAAUGCUUGUCAGUAAUGAUUGCAGGUGCAAAAAAUCUGGAUCAAUUCAUUGUGGGGGGGCCGAAAGCUGACAAAUAUUCAAUGGAUUUAUUCCCCGCAAACAGUCUGACCAGCACUGCGUACACAAUUACUGUUUAAAUUAUUGUUUCCAAGCAUGGCUUGUGUCACAGCCCCAGUUCUGAAUGAAAAAAUCACCUCAUACGGGUUCAGGCCGUGGGCCUGGCUGGCAGAUAAAAUAGCAUUAAACUUGGGAGCUGGGAUCACGGCAUGUUCUAUGUUCAAGAGAUAACAGACGCGCUCUUCCGACUUCUAAAAAAACGGAAGAUGAGUAAACGGCCUCUUGAGCAUUUGGUUCCCAUCCAACUCCACUCUAAAAGCAAACCUGGUUUUGUUUGCAGUCUCCGAUUUAAAAAGAAAAGAUGAUCUAUGGUUGGGGCCAGAAUGCCGCAGACAGGGAACAGGAGUUCUGUGGCUUGGUUUACUGGGGUAGGUCUUCAUUGCAGAAUUCACUCGGGUGGGAAACGGUUUUCCCAUCCCGCCAAAAUUUUUGAGAUUUCGAAAUGUUCCCUGUUCCACAGUGUGAUGAAAUCGAGACCUUUUGGAAUUUGUCUUGGAAAACAAGAGAGAGAAACACCCAGAAUAGCCAAUAGCCCACUCAUGGAAUAUGGGGAGACCCACUGUCCUGGGUCUCCUCCAACCACCCCAGGACUAUGCCCUGAUCACUGGGCCGUUGGCUACUCUGGGAGAUAGCGGGAGUAGGUGUCUCUCUUAUUUUCUUGUGAGAAACCUUCCCGAAACUAACCCUUUCCUGGGAAAACUUUUGGUUUCAAUGAAUCAGCAUCUUCUGACCAAAAAAACCCACUUUAUUUUCCACCGAAUGCAUCCAAUGAAGUGAGCUGUAGCUCACGAAAGCUUAUGCUCAAAUAAAUGUGUUAGUCUCUAAGGUGCCACAAGUCCUCCUUUUCUUUUUGCGGAUACAGACUAACAUGGCUGCUACUCUGAAACUUUUUUUUUUUUAAUUCCCAAUCAGCUCCACUUGAAUUAUCUGUAUGCCAGUUGGCUCCUUUCAUGCGAGCCAAGCUUGACUGAAAGCAGCCACACCACAAGGUAACCCUCGAGCGGCUAUGUCCCCACUGGGGCCGCACUCACACGUGUGUGGCACAAAGACUUCUGUGGAUAUUUAUCCCAUAAUGCCUUGAGCCUGCACUAAGCAGAGCUGCUCUGACACUGAUUUCCUAGUGAAUUCUGGGAGAGCUUCCUGUCUGGCCGCACAUGGGGAAUUGUGGGAAGGCUCUGGAGGAGCAGAGGUGUGGGAGUGGCAGUACCCUGCGUCCACACUACGGAGUGGCUGUGUUAGCAACUGAUGAGUUGUGCUCACUCGAGAUUUGACUUAUAACCCCGGACAGGCCAGCUGACUGCAGCUAAAUGCACCGCCAUACUCCAGUGAAGACUGACUGUGUGUGUGUGGCUGGGACUUGAGUUAGGGGCAACACUCAACUUAUCUUUGCAGGGAAGACAAACUCUUACGGUCUGAUCCAGUGGAAACUCUUCACAUCGGGCUCCCAUUGAAGUCAGUGGGAAUUGGGGGGAAGAGUUUGGUUUACACCGAUGUCAGUGGGGUCACACCUGUUUUAAGUGGUGUCAAAAUCAGGCCCAAAGGCCAAGAUUUUCAGAAUGUCUCAUAAUUCUGGGUUCCUGACCUGAGUUAUCUUAAACAACCCUGAUUUUCAGCAAGAGCUGAGCUGCCCUCUUCUCCCCGCCCCGGAAAUCAGGCCCCCUAAAGGUGUCUCGAGCGGGGCAUUGAGGAUUGCUGGUCAUAGAAAAUCUUGGCCUUUCGAGCUGGAUUCUGAAAUCACUUAUGCUGGUGUAAAACAGGGUUGCCAGUUUUGGUUGGACGUGUUCCUGGAGGUUUCAUCACAUGACAGCAUCUUGAAUUAAAGCGUCCUCCUUCGUUCCUGGAGACUUCCAGACAGUCCUGGAGGAGGGCUGGCAACCCUUGUGUAAAACAGAAAUGGGUCCAGUGAGCCAGCAUUAUAACCUGUGUGAGUCAGAAUCAGGCCCUUUGAGUUUAUUCAUGGAGUACGACUGUUUCCUGUAUAGCAAUCCAGCUCUUCUCCCUCUCAUUCCAGAAACCCACGCUGACACUAAUGUAGAGAUGGGCUAACUCACGGGUCAGUGAGAGCUACAGGUCCCGCUCUGGGCCUGAUCCACAGAGGAUAUGUCUGUUACUGCCCUGGCUAGGGAGUUUUAGCCCCAGCUGUAGCAGCUUGUGCUUCUGGCCUCUGUAGGUUCUCCGCUUCAGGUCCCCAGGGUACCAGCCAAGGUGGCAGGUAUCACAUACUUCUAGAAGAGGACGUGAUGAAUAGACAUGUGGGAAACUUAGAUUCAUAGAUACUAAGGUCAGAAGGGACCAUUAUGAUCAUCUAGUCUGACCUCCUGCACAGCGCAGGCCACAGACUCUCACCCACCCACUCCUGCGAAAAACCUCUCCCCGAUGUCUGAGCUAUUGAAGUCCUCAAAUUGUGGUUUAAAGACUUCAAGGAGCAGUUGUAGUGAGAGGCAUGGAAACAGGAGUGAGACAGGGAGCGAGAUGGUUCCCGUUGGUUGGACCUUGGCUCUGAUGUUGCAAAGGUGCCACGGAAGGAGGGACUGUGGAGUGACAUCUCCUGAGCCGAUCUCAGUUUCACCCCAGAGGAGGCUGAAUUUUGGGGUGCGGAGUGGGAGUGAAUCCUUGUGUACACUGGACCAAGUCCCAUCCUCAGAUACCUGCAUGUCACUUGUAUGUGUCCAAGGGCAGAAUUUGGCCACCGUUUGUACAAUGCGUUAGUGUAGUGCUUUGAGAUCUGGCUGGCUGGCCGGCACUGAAUCCUUGUGACAGGAUGGGUUGCCAAGGAAAAGUGAAGUUUCAUUAUAUGGAGUGUUGAGGCCAUCCAUUAACUCGGAGCUACCGCUGCCCUGUUCGCCUCGGUUUUCCAGGCGAUAGUUGAGGCCUGCUUUUUCUCAUCUUGAAGCUGAUGAAAAUGUUCUGAUCUAUCCGAAUGCCCAAUAAAGCCUUUGAAAGCCUUGCUGGCUGCAUUGUCAUUCUGGCUACCAACCUGCUCUAGCCCAAGGCGAUUCCGCCUGGCGUUUGCAGGCAAGGAGUCGGUUAGUAAAACCCCUUUCCAAAAAUCACAGCCCCGUUGUUAGUGAACAACCAAGGAAAUGAUUCAGGAGCACAGCAGAGGGCACUCGAAGGCCUGAUCUCCGCAGUGCCGUAUCACAAAUGUGGCCUGCUUAAAUUGGUUUGGUUUGAUUUCUUGUUUGAAUGUGAGUGUUAAAGUUUGGGUUUCAGAAUGCAAGCUCCCUCCCUUUGUUUAUCGAUGGAUCCUCUCGCCAAAGGAUUUUAAUGUGUGUGUCUCUGUCCAGUGCUGUAUUUGGGGCCAUCACACAGAGGAACUGUAAGUCCCUCUGUUUGUGUUACAUAAUAAUGUUGCUCAAUCGGUCACAUUCCGGGUGCUCCACCAUUACUUAUUCACUGAAAUCUGGUUUUAAUAGGCUCUCUUUCUAUUAUUUGACAAAUGCUUCUGCUUCUCCUUCUCGGCUGCAGUAAGAGAUUUUAGGCCGCCCAAAGAAUGUCUAAAAUGCAGAAAGGGCAAAAGGAUGGAAAAUUCUCUACAUGAAAGCAACAUUCAAAUCUGUCGCCUGGCUCUUUCUUCACUACCCCAUGAAUUAUUUAUUGUUAAUAACAAUAAACGGCGUGUAACAUCUGUUAUGAGGACGGGAGGGGGGGGUUCCCUGCAACUUGCAUAUCUGUAUGCUGCAGAUCGGCCAUUAGCUUUAAAUACUACCCAGCAAUAAAGGGCGGCGAAGAUAUUUCAUAGCGUUUGAAAAAUGACAAACUUUCCAGGCACGACAAAUUAGGAAAAAAAAAAAAAUUCUGGCAGUUGUGAUCAAGCAUGAGCAUUGGAUUAUUUUACCCUCUUCUGUCUGAUAAUGAGCUACAGCACAAUUCACUGUGUUUUUACUACAUAUCCAUAGCAUUGGCCAGUGCAAGAAGGAUUGUGAAGUUAGGAGACUAGUCCUUCUGUCAUUUAGACCCGUUGCAACUCCACACUAGUGACAAGAUGCAGUUUGUGAGGCUGCUGAGGAUCGCCUCAAUAUUUUUCAUGAUCUGAAGGCCGUGGCUGAAAUACUGAGGCUGGAAUUCUUGACUUAGUAAAUUUAUGGCGACUCCAUCCUGUCCAAGUCAGUGAUUCCACGCUGCUUUUUGCCAGAGUUCUCCAGGGGGCUGAAAUGGAGUCACCUCUGAUUUGCAUUGGUGUAUGUGUGAGAAGCAGCCCUAUUUCAUUGUUUUCAUUUGAGUGAAACCAUUGGCAAAUGGGCUAUUCCUUAUUUAAAUAGUUCCAGAAACUUUUUGUUAAAUCGGUUUGCCUAAUUUAUGAAGACAAAUUAUUUUUAGGGAGGGAAAAAAAUCUGUUUUCUUAAUAAACAGGGUUACUGAAUACUUUCACUGUUGGUUGAGCAAGGAAUACAGUCAUGGCAUAG